AUGGAUUUCGGAUCGAAAUACGUUUAUAAAUACGAGCAUUCCUCAGAUGAGUCAAUAUCAGAUGAUGAAGACAAUCUUGUGAUCGCUCAACCUCCAGCAGCACCAUCCUUGGCCUUGACCAGUGAGUCCAAUGAAGCAAGAGCUGCUGUUGCUGCAACAAGCCAUGCAAAACGAAAGAAGCGUUUGCGAAAAGCUGAUACAAAUGUUUUAAAUGUUAAAUUCAAUCAAUUACUUCAACCAGGCGAGAUGCAUGCUGGUGACCCGGUCUAUUGCGCAGAUUGUCAUGCCAUUGCUUCACAUUUGAGCAAAGUCCAAAUGGGAGAAAAUCAAGAUGCCACGUGGCAAUGUGAAUUCUGUUCAAAAUCAAAUACAGUCGAUAUCGAACAAACAGAUUUGCCAAAAAAAGAGGAUGCUACAUAUUUAAUAUCGCCAGCACCUGUUGUCCACGGUUCCGAUAUGACUGGUGUGGACGAUUCGAUUGUGAUUUUUGUUGUUGACAUCAGUGGUUCGAUGUCAUCGACAACAACAGUGCCGGGAACAUUCCGACUACCCAAUGCAGCACAACUACAGGAUCGUGCUGCCGCUAAUUUCGAUGGUGAACGAAUGGUUCGCGAUCGUCAUCAAACAUAUGUUUCACGUUUGCAGGGCGUACAAAUGGCGGUUGAUGCAAAUCUAGAUAAACUUGCAAAAGAUGCGCCCACAAGACGUGCAGCUUUGUUAACAUUUAAUCAUGAAAUAACUUAUUAUGGUGAUGGCACACGCGCUGAACCAUUAGUCAUUCGCGGAGAUAAAUUAAAUAGUGCAGAUGAUUUAACACGUGAAGCUGAACAGGAACAAAAUAAUGAAUUGAAACCUGUGUCAGAGACGAAAACGAAUUUAACUCAGCGUGUGUACGACCUUGAAGAAGGUGGACAAACAGCUCUCGGUCCAGCUGUUCUCUUCGCUCUGAAUAUUGCAUCAAAACGGCAAGGAUCAAAAAUUGUUAUUUGCACCGAUGGCUUGGCCAAUCGAGGUUUAGGUAGUUUAGAAACAGCCCAAGACGAAAAAGUCGAUCAAGAAGUUAAAAUGCAAGCACUCUCGGAAGGAAAUCAAUUCUACGCUGGACUAACUGAACGUGCACGAGAAAAAGGUGUCAGCAUUUCUGUAAUUACAAUCAAAGGUACUGCAUGUCUACUUCCGGUGAUCGGACAGAUGGCUGACGGUACAAGUGGCAAUGUCACAAUCGUUGAUUUGUUGAAUAUUCGUGAUGAAUUUGCUUCUAUACUCGAACAAAAAGUUAUCGCCACCAAUGUCGAAGCUACUUUAAUUGUUCACCGCGGUUUGUAUAUACGCAAUCCUGAUAAUCCCGAUGACAAACUCGAAACUGUUAAACGCGACAUUGGUAAUGUAACUAAACAAACAGAAAUCACAUUUGAAUUCGGCAUACGCAGCAAACAAGAAUUGAAAGACAAAUGGAAUCUGGAUCUUGAUGAAUUGACACAACUACCAUUUCAAGUACAAGUUGUCUAUACAGCUGUUGAUGGCAGCAAGGCUCUACGUGUUCUAACACAAUUGAAAGAAACGACUGAAAAUCGUGAAGUAGCAGAAGUUAAUGCCUAUCGUGGUGUUAUCGCACAAAAUCAUAUUCGAAGUACCGCAGCAGAGAUGAUGGUGGAUUACGAUGAUGACGAAGACGACGAUGGCGCAUCACGUGUUCGUUCGAAAUGGUCGAAACCUAUCAUGCAAAAACAACGUAUGAACUAUAUGAGUAAUCUUAAUCGAAUGAAACAUGCUCAUAAAGAAUAUGAAGCACACGAUGGCUUCAAUGAAAACCGUUGGGAUAAAGCUAGUAACGCAUUACAGUCACAAGUUGUUUCAUCGAAAUGUCGAAAAAUGGCAGCUUCUCGAGGGGCAGUAAAACCAACUGAAAGUCCUUCGCUAUUCUCUCGAAUGUCACGCUUAAUCACUGGCCAAGGUUCAUCAACAAGCGAGCCUGCUGCUGCUGCACCACCGCCACCUCCAUCUCUAGCGUUGACUGCAGAAGGAGGAAAAGCCAAACGAAGUUACGGUUUUGCAACAACAAAUCUUGCACAUUACGAUGAUAAAAACUCCGAGGAUUUGUAUCGAUUCAAAAACCUAACAUCAGAAUAUAUGCGUGGAGCUAGUCCACCACGAGAAGAAGACAGGCGAUCGGGUGCAUCGGGCAGUGAUGAUGAACGAAAAGAUCCACGACGAUCAAAAGCCAAGAAGUAA
Adineta ricciae is the source of this 2232-nucleotide messenger RNA. The record is from the annotation of a GenBank genome assembly. NCBI's taxonomy places the organism in Eukaryota, Metazoa, Rotifera, Eurotatoria, Adinetida, Adinetidae.